Notechis scutatus (mainland tiger snake) is the source of this 318-nucleotide messenger RNA. The record is from RefSeq and is a predicted model, not a curated record. Lineage: Eukaryota; Metazoa; Chordata; Lepidosauria; Squamata; Elapidae.
UGCCCCCGUCUUGCCACGGCAGGUUUGAUGCCGGUUCCGGCAUGGCCACCAUCCGGCACUCUUCGAUCCUCAACCUGGGCGAGUUCCACACCGUCCGCCUCUAUCGCAACCUGACUCAGGGGUCUCUGGUGGUGGACGGCCACCCCGCCGUCAACGGCAGCUCCCAGGGCAGGUUUCAAGGCCUGGAUCUCAACGAGGAGCUGUACCUGGGCGGGUACCCCAAUUAUGCAGCCAUCGCAAAAACCGGCCUCAGUGGUGGAUUUGUGGGUGAGAUGAAGGCGGCGGACGGGUCGGUCCAGGGAUGGGGGGAUGGAGCGG